Staurois parvus is the source of this 831-nucleotide messenger RNA. NCBI's taxonomy places the organism in Eukaryota, Metazoa, Chordata, Amphibia, Anura, Ranidae. The record is from the annotation of a GenBank genome assembly.
AUGGGCAAUGGAGCAGUUGUUUACAUACUACGCUCCGAUCCAGGUCUUCAUUCUCCUAUGUAUUUCUUUCUUUGUAACCUGUCCAUCCUCGAGAUAGUCUACUCAUCUGUUACUAUGCCAAAAAUUCUUACCAACCUGUUAUCCGAGGAUAAAACAAUACCUUUUUUAUGUUGUGCAGUUCAGAUGUUCUUUUUUCUAGCAAUGGGGGCCACAGAGUGUCUUCUUCUGGCCGUUAUGGCACUAGACCGUUUCACAGCCAUCUGCCGACCUCUUUAUUAUAGCUUGGUUAUGAGUGUUCAGAGGUGCUUCCACCUGGCAGCUUUUUCAUGGUCAUCUGGGCUUUUUCUCUCCUUGGGUCAGACAGCUUUUAUCUUCAGCCUGACAUUUUGUGGCCCAAAUGUCAUUGACCACUUCUUUUGUGACAUACCUCCAGUCCUGAAGCUAGCAUGCACUGAGACAUACCUAAAUGAAGUUGCAAUUUUUAGCGCAUGUGUGGCCAUCCUUCUGACCCCAUUUUUGCUCAUUCUUGGAUCUUACACCCAGAUUAUUUCAACAUUACUGAGAAUGAAAUCAGUAGAUAGCCACAGAAAAGCCUAUUCUACCUGUGUGUCCCACCUGACUUCAGUGACACUCUUCUAUGGUACUGCUUCCUUCAUGUACCUUCGACCUCGGUCAUUGUACUCUUUACAUACUGAUCGGUUCCUGGCUCUCUUCUACAGUGUGGUGACACCCAUGUUAAACCCACUGAUCUACACUUUAAGGAACCAAGAGGUGAAGGCAUCACUGUUAAAGACCAGUAAACUAAUUCACCUUUUUUGUGAAAAAAAGUGA